This is a messenger RNA of Trematomus bernacchii (emerald rockcod), 1303 nucleotides long. RefSeq lists its product as uncharacterized. The coding region runs from base 121 to 861 and encodes 246 amino acids. The transcript has 4 exons. Lineage: Eukaryota; Metazoa; Chordata; Actinopteri; Perciformes; Nototheniidae. The record is from RefSeq and is a predicted model, not a curated record.
GGAAGAAAAGUUUUAUAGAGUCGCGUGACGUUGGCGUCAGUUGGUAUGUGCAGACUCCAAAUGCAUUGUCAGAAAUUACUGACCUGAAAUCAAAUUGAGAGACCCCAGAGCUGCAGGAAAAUGCUCCGUUUUCUCUGCUGUUGCUUCUCAAGUGGAGACUCCGCCGACGAGAGACAGCCUCUCCUGCACCCUGGACCAUCGGACCUGAAUGAAGCUGGAUCAGCCAGGCAGAGCCGGUCAGCACACAGUGAUGCACAGACCGUAAAGCGGAUUGGCAGGCUGGUGAUGAGGCGAGUGUGUGUGCCAGAGUUGGACCAGAGGUUUUCUGACAUGGCAGAGACUUUCAAUGAACAGCACGAGCGAUAUGAGGCCAUGGUCCGAAAUAUCAGAAACCUGCGCCAGAGCUACAGCUGUAACCACAAUGAUACCCUGGCUUUAACCGAAUGUGUGGGGAUGAUCAGAGAUGAGCACGAGGCCAAGUACAGGGUCUCACUUCAGAUAAAGGGAUACGAAUUUUCCCUAAAUGUGGUUCGUGUGGAUGAAAGUGAUGAAGAACCACUGCCUCCACAUUUGCAAUUUGCUCAGAAUGAAGUGAAGGGCAUUUCGGCGAGUGCCAAAGCCACCAUCUCAAAGGGCACCACACUUCAAGAGUUGAUUGGCUGGCUGCUCCGUAGCAAGGAUCAAAUGGCUGAACAAGUGAAGGGGGCUGCAGCAACUUACCAGGAGCAUGGCAGGCUGAGUGAGAACCUGGAGGAGAACCUGAAAGAAGUGAGGAGGGCGAAGGAGUUUGCACUAGGAUACAGACAACGGGCCGGGGAGGUCUUCACUGAGGCUGCACAGAUAGCAGGGGCUUAUCUUUAAUGUUUCUUUUUAGAUGUCCACUUUAAAUCCACCAUUUACACAACAUUUACAGGAUUUAAUACAAUAAGGCACACACAGAACAGCAUGCAUUUAAAUAAUCAAAGUCUUUGCUUUGCAGCAUCUUGCAUCACCUUUAUUAUCAGUACACAGAGUUUUACAAUGAUAUCUUUUUUUAAAUGUUUUAUAACUUUUGUAUAAACAGUCUCUGGUUUUGGAGACUUAUUUUUAUAUUUAAAUGAUGAUGUCUGUAGAAUGACUUACAUUAUUUUCCUUGCAGGGUGUAAUCUUACCCACUAACAUUAGGUGGCAUUGCAGAAUCACUUUACAUUUCUAAAGGUUGCACCUCAAUUUAUAUUCCUCCAAUUAUUUUGUUUCUCUAAAAUGCACUACAUGAAUGUAAAUUCCCAAUAUUCCAAUACCAAUAAAAAACCUAUAUUACACA